AGGGCGGACCCUGACAUGGGCGGUGGCUGGCGGCAGGGGAAGGCGGAAAGACGGGAAGAACGCGGUGGCCGAGUGCUGAGCUGCUGCCCGUCGUGCUGCGCCCGAGUCCGCGGAGCCCCACGCGCCCCGAGACGCCGGCGCCAUGGCCCUGGGGCUGCUGGAGCUCUGCAACUGGAGCACGCUGGCGGUGUGCACGGCGCUCAAGCUGCCGCAGAUCUCCGCCCUGCUGGCGGCGCGUAGUGCGCGGGGCCUCAGCCUCCCGAGUUUGCUUCUGGAGCUGGCGGGGUUCCUGGUGUUUCUCCGAUACCAGUGUUACUACGAGUACCCGCUGCUGACCUACCUGGAGUACCCCAUCCUCAUCGCGCAAGAUGUCAUCCUCCUGCUCUGCGUGUUCCACUUCAGCGGGAGCGUGUACCGGGUGGCGCCCUACCUCGCCCUAUUCGUGGCGUCGUGGUUCGUCCUCACCCUGCAGAAGUGGAUCAUAGACCUGGCCAUGAAUUUCUGCACUUUGAUCAGCGCGGCCAGUAAGUUCGCCCAGCUGCAGUACCUGUGGAAGAGCCGGGACCCGGGGGCCGUGAGCGCCCUGACCUGGAUCCUCGCUUCCUACACCUGUGCCACAAGAAUAAUAACGACCGUGAUGACCACCAAUGAUCUCACAAUGCUCACACGUUUUGUGGUCAUGCUGGCGUUGAACCUGUGGGUGACAGCGACGGUCCUGCGCUACCGGAGGCCGGCCGCCAAGGCUGAGUGAUGGGGACGAGAGUCUCGCACCCAAAGCGAAGGUCGGAUAACUGAACCAAAGGGAAGGACGCCUCGUUGCUAAGUCAAGUCUUUUAUAAACUUGGUCGUUUCAGAGCCUUCGAAGCCAAAGGUAUUUAGACGGGAGCCCCUCAAACCCUCGUGUGAGCCGGCUCUCCCACCCCUCCCGCUACCCAAGUAGGUUGUUAGAGCUCAGACCCGACGGCUGGAGAUCGUCCAAGAACUCAGUCUGAGAUCGCUUUGACCCAUAAAAGUCACGAUCAAGUUCUCUCCAAAGGGCUAACUGCAUCUGUUUUUCAGCUUUCGGAGUCUUUUAAGAAAUAAGCCCUUUCCCCAGCACAAGUGAGCACGGAGUGGGAUUUUGCUCUGGCAGAAGUGGAAUUGUAACAUGACUAGGGUUUGCCUUCCGGGACUAAUGUCUGAUUGUAACACAGGUGUCAGAGGAGGGCCUUAUUGUAUCGAAUGCCGCGUAACACCUCCCUCGCUUGCAGCGAGUGUAUCAGGGCAAGCACGCACACACCUGCUUGAGUUCGUGCACCAAAGCAGUCCCUUGCCUUCCCCCCGUGCCUUUCAGCAGUUCCUAACGAAACGUCCUGCUGGAUGCCUUCCUUGUGAUGAAGCAGGUCACAUUCUGAUGCAAGCACCGUGCUGACGUCUUAAAAAGGGCCACAUCCUCACAAGCAGCCAUUAUGAGAACUCAGUAUAACACAGAGCUGACCCGGACCAGGUUUUGUAUAUUGGAAAUAUACGCAGUAAAGGCUAUAUUCCUGGUUCUGCCGAGUUCUUCUGGAUUUUAUUCUCAUUACAGUAGCAUGUUCUAAACAUGACAAGAUUAUUGUGCGCUGCGUUUUUCUAUAAAAGUUUAUAAACCCUAACUUUUCAAAGCUCUCUUUCCCCUUGUAAUCGAACGGCAUUACUCUGGUGUGUACAUCUGCAGGAUGUAAGUGAUCUUUGUUAGAUGUUUUGGUUGCCUGUGUAAAAUAAACUUUCAUAUUUUGAA
Molecule: messenger RNA, 1759 nt
Organism: Phyllostomus hastatus (greater spear-nosed bat)
Lineage: Eukaryota; Metazoa; Chordata; Mammalia; Chiroptera; Phyllostomidae
Gene: SLC66A3
Product: solute carrier family 66 member 3
Exons: 7
Coding region: 143-751 (202 amino acids)
Source: RefSeq, a predicted model, not a curated record